Molecule: messenger RNA, 432 nt
Organism: Kwoniella mangroviensis CBS 8507
Lineage: Eukaryota; Fungi; Basidiomycota; Tremellomycetes; Tremellales; Cryptococcaceae
Exons: 3
Coding region: 1-432 (143 amino acids)
Source: RefSeq, a predicted model, not a curated record
AUGUCUAUUCCAUUCUGGAAGCCCUCUCCUGCCCCUCCGGCAAUAUUCAAGAACCAACCACUACCAUGGAGUAAUGCCGGCUUGCUGAGUAAAUUGUUGAUCCAUUGGGUGGCUCCCUCUGUCAAAGUAGCUUGGUCAAGAGAUGUAACUGCUGAUGAUCUGUACGACCUAACACCUGACUUACAAACUAAAUUGCUCGGCGAUGAACUCGAAACCAGCUUUAUGAAUCGAGUCCCACCUUCACUGCGACCAAAAAAGUAUAAAUCGCCCAAGAAUACCGACAAUUAUUCCUUGCACGAGUCAACUUCAUCAUCAGAGACAACACCUCUACUCGACAAUGCGCAAAGGCGACACUGCAACUCGAGAUGUAUAUGGGAAAAUGGCAAGAAGUACGAUCAGAGUUUAUUCAAAGCUAUUUAUCUGACUAUAUGA